This is a messenger RNA of Nasonia vitripennis (jewel wasp), 1131 nucleotides long. RefSeq names its product adenylate kinase isoenzyme 6 (gene Ak6). Gene Ontology annotation, molecular function: ATP hydrolysis activity; ATP binding; AMP kinase activity. The coding region runs from base 581 to 1111 and encodes 176 amino acids. Lineage: Eukaryota; Metazoa; Arthropoda; Insecta; Hymenoptera; Pteromalidae. The record is from RefSeq and is a predicted model, not a curated record. Gene Ontology annotation, cellular component: nucleus; cytoplasm. The transcript has 3 exons.
GUCGGAGUUUUGCAACAAUAAUAUAGUGUUCCCGUCGAUGAAUUAUAAACUCGCCGAGUAGACUGCACAAUGGAUGUUGUCACACUCGGACCGUCGUUCUCGCUUAUACUGAUGCUCUCUCGUCGUCUGCCAGCUAUUGGCAUAUACAGGUACACACACCGCGGAGAGAGCGAUGCAUAUACACGCGCAUAGCUCUGGCAUUGCUUGCAUGGCUGUGUGCGCGGAUAUUGAUGAUUUUCGCGCGAUUCGGCUGGAAAUUCGAUUUUGGCCGACAAAAGGGUGAUGCAUCUAUAAUUGUAUGCAGUUUCAGAAUCGGGAAAUAAUUCCUUAUUUGCAUCAGUCCACGGUUAUGGGUUUCGGCGACUCGACGUGAAAAUUUGUAAAGUACCGUACCUUUAAAAGUGACGUCACGCUCGUGAACACAUGGACUCAUUAUGUAUAUAUAUGUACCUACCUUGAAGCGCCGAAGAAAUACAGCUUGAUAUAACCUCUACGAACUGACCAACAAUAUACAACUCGGUCCGCAUGUGCACCCUCAAAUUUUCAAACAAUUGGAGUUGCAUUCUAUUAUUUUAGAAAAAUGAGUAACAGUAGUCGAAAAUUACCAAAUAUUCUAGUUACUGGCACCCCUGGUGUUGGUAAAAGUGAACUGUCACGAUUAUUGGCAGAGCGGACUGGAUUUGGUUGGUUGGACGUGAGCAAAUUAGCUAUAGAACAUAAAUGUUUGGAGUCCUUUGACGAGGAAUAUCAGUGCCCUGUUUUGGAUGAGGAUAAGCUCUUAGAUUUAAUGGAACCGAUGAUGGCAGAGGGAGGAAAAAUUGUUGAUUACCAUGGAACAGAUUUUUUCCCAGAAAGAUGGUUUGACAUUGUAUUUGUUUUGAGGACUAAUAACACAAUUUUAUACGAUCGCCUUGUAGCUAGAGGCUACAGUGGCAAAAAACUAGAAGAUAAUAUUGACUGUGAAAUAUUUCAAACACUUUUGAUAGAAGCAAAAGAAUCGUACAAAGAAGAAAUAGUUCAUGAACUACAAAGUAACAUACCUGAACAGACCAUAGAUAAUGUGAACAGGAUAUGUCAAUGGAUAGAACAGUGGAAAUUAGAUAAUCAAUAAAUUAGAUUUUAUAUAAACUA